AGUUGUUCAGAUUUCCACAGUUACCUUCAUCGGCCGCAACAGUAGUCUUUCCACCUUAUAAACAAGGUAACAGUUAACGCAGUAAGCUGUCCCUCCAAGUCAAACUAAUAUAGUAGCGGGCCUCUGAAUUUGAAUUUGUAACGGCUAAACACUCGCUUCUCCUCCUCGAUUUCUCUACUCUUCCGCAUCUCAAAAUACAACAAAACACUACUCUCUCUCUCUCUCUCUCUCUCUCUCUCUCUCUCUCUCUCGAUGGCUUCUCUCAUUCCAGGAAUCCUCCUCAAGCUUCUUCAGUCCAUGAACUCCACUGCCCGUGUCACCGGAGAACACCGCUUUGCUCUCCUCCAAGUCAUUGGCAUAGUCCCUGCACUCGCUGGAUCCGAUCUGUGGCCUAACCAUGGCUUCUUCGUACACCUCUCUGAUUCUCUCAACUCCACCUACGUUUCCCUCUCCGAACGCGACACUGACCUCAUUCUUUCUAAUCGCCUCCAGCUUGGCCAAUUUGUUUACGUUGAACGCUUUGAAUUCGAUUCUCCUGUCCCUAGGGUUUGUGGCAUCCGUCCGAUCGCUGGCCGCCACCCCUUUGUGGGGACCCCAGAACCGCUCAUUGCUAGUAUUUCGGCUUCAAAGAAAGAGUUUGUGAUUCAACCUGUAGCCGAUUCAGAGUACUCCGUGGAUCCAAUUGCGGUGUAUUUGGCGAACAAGAAAUGCGAGGACGUGCCACUAAAUGAAAAUAAGGGAGUGAAGAGUGAUAAUAAAAUUGAAAAGAGCAGUAAAACAACAAGGCAACCUCUUGCAGGUCGAGAUAACAUGAUGGUUGGACACCUCGCCAAUUCUGAGGAAAAUAAAGGAUCAGAUAAGGUGCCUCUGAGAUUUUGUUCACCAGCCGGAGCAAAGAGAUCGGUGUCUGCAGGGAAGAAAAAUGUGGCUGCUUCGGAAAGGGAUCCCUCCCCUGCAGGAAAAACGAAGAGAUCAGCUUCUCCAGCGCCCUCGAAAUGUGUGGUUCCGAGCAUGGUAGCAGCCCGGGAGGAAAAUAGGAAGGUGGCAAGGGAGCCAGCUAUUAUAGUUCCAUCAAGGUAUAAGCAACCAUCCCCAAGUAGGAGGCAGGCCUCUCCUAAUGCUCGAAGAGCUUCGCUCUCUCCUGGAAGGAGGUUGUCAGGAGGAUUCAAGGUGUCGCCUGCUGUGGCAGAUUCUGCUGGCAAGAAAAAAAUUCCAACAAUUGUAGCUGGUAUUUCAAAAGUUCCAGAGGCACUUGUUGGGUCUGCAAAGAGUAGUAGGAAGAGCUGGGAUGAGACACCAGGGGAGCAGAAAGAGAAGGGUGAUUUGAAGAAGAAACCAGAUCUGCGAGCAAUUUUGCGGACUCAGGCUGCCCUUUCUAGGCGUCUAAGUGAUGCAAAUGGUCGACAGCCUAAUCAGGAUGAUGAUUCCUCAAGCAAUGAGACAGUGAAGGAAGCUCUGGGAUUCACUGUACAUGAGAAGAAAUGGACUGAUGGUAGUGUUCCAUUGGAUACAGUCUCUGCAGACCUUGUAAGACUUGGAAAGGAGGCAAUGCAAAGGAGGGCUCUUGCUUCUACAGCUGCAGCUGAAGCAUUGGAGGAGGCCAUAGCUACUGAGUCUAUUAUAAGGAGUUUAAGCGUUUUUUCAGAACUGUCUUCUGUAUCGCAGGCUGGGAAUCCUUUACCAAGCAUAGGUAAAUUUUUCUCAGUUUAUGAUGAUGUUGUGAAAUACACAGCAAUUGCUGAAUCAGUUGCUGCUAGCCACUCUUCUCAUCAUGCUGCCAUUCCAACCGAACAAUCAAAAUCUGCUUCUCUAUGGGUUGAAGCUGCUUUAGCUACUGAUCUUGAGAUUGUUUCCCUGCUGAACAACAAGAAUAAUGAUCCUCCAACCACUCUGCUAAAGAGUUUGUCCAAAAGACAAUCUCUAAAAGCUAGUUCAUCAGCAGCAUUUGAUCUUACUGUCGGAGUUUGGACAAGGAACCAUGGAAUGAAGGAAACAGUAGAACUUGCGAUGAAGUUGCAGUCUGAGAUGCAAAUGUGGUUUGUAAAUUUUGUUGAGGACUCUCUGAAUGCAGGUUUUCGGGCAUUGGGGGGGUGUACAAUUGAUGGAAGUAAACCACUGCCCCUCAACUUCAGCUCCAUUGCAGGUAUAUUAUCGCAGUUGAAGAGAGUAAAUGAUUGGUUGGACCGUGUGGUGUCAAAGAGGAAUGAAUUUCUCGACGAAAAGAUUGAGAAACUCAAGAGCAAGAUCUAUGGAUUUGUCAUUCAGCAUGUUGGAACAACUUUUGACAACUACUCGCAAGUUGCUUCAUCUUGAUAUUUAUUUUAUAUAUAUAUUUUUUAUACAACUUAUGAGAAAUUCUCCUUGUUUAAGUAUACUUAAACAAAAAUAUGCUUCUCAAAACAAAUUGUUUUGCAUAAUUUCGGUGGAUUCACUUAUUGUGUUGUCAUGAAAUCAUAUGUAGAUUCUUUGUGAAAAAUUCAUGUUCUCUCAAAAUGGAAUGUCGCACCUUCAAGUUUCCUUUGUA
Molecule: messenger RNA, 2524 nt
Organism: Hevea brasiliensis (rubber tree)
Lineage: Eukaryota; Viridiplantae; Streptophyta; Magnoliopsida; Malpighiales; Euphorbiaceae
Exons: 4
Coding region: 253-2313 (686 amino acids)
Source: RefSeq, a predicted model, not a curated record